Molecule: messenger RNA, 549 nt
Organism: Venustampulla echinocandica
Lineage: Eukaryota; Fungi; Ascomycota; Leotiomycetes; Helotiales; Pleuroascaceae
Product: Nuclear cap binding protein subunit 2
Exons: 3
Coding region: 1-549 (182 amino acids)
Biological process (GO): mRNA cis splicing, via spliceosome
Cellular component (GO): nuclear cap binding complex
Molecular function (GO): RNA cap binding
Source: RefSeq, a predicted model, not a curated record
AUGCCGGGAGUAAUACGGAACACGGUUGACAGGCUCGACAAGCCUAGUGCAUACUACCAAAGCAGGAACAAGCGGCGCAAGUACGAUCGAGAAAAUGAAGAUCGGGACGCAAAAGAGAAGACCCCGGAGGAGCCAGCUGAGGACCCAUUGAAGGAUGCUACGACUCUUUACGUUGGCAACCUAUCCUUUUACACGACGGAGGAACAGAUUCACGAACUAUUUGCCAAAUGCGGGGAGAUCAAGCGAUUAAUCAUGGGCUUGGAUAGGUUCAACAAGACGCCUUGCGGUUUCUGCUUCGUGGAAUACUAUACGCAUCAAGAUGCCCUGGAUUGUAUGAAGUACAUUGGGGGCACCAAGCUGGAUGAGCGUAUCAUCCGGACGGAUCUGGAUCCCGGAUUCCAAGAGGGAAGGCAAUAUGGGAGAGGAAAGUCUGGCGGCCAGGUGCGCGACGAGUACCGAGAGGAAUACGAUGAGGGUCGAGGUGGUCUUGGUCGAGCUAUCCAAGCAGAGAGACUUAAGGAGGAAGAAGAAUAUGGUAAGGGCAGAUAG